Messenger RNA from Morone saxatilis (striped sea-bass), 14372 nucleotides. RefSeq names its product jade family PHD finger 2 (gene jade2). Gene Ontology annotation, cellular component: histone acetyltransferase complex. The record is from RefSeq and is a predicted model, not a curated record. NCBI's taxonomy places the organism in Eukaryota, Metazoa, Chordata, Actinopteri, Moronidae. The transcript has 13 exons. Gene Ontology annotation, biological process: regulation of transcription by RNA polymerase II.
AUGGAGAGCGAAAAGAAGAGGAGAAAAUACUCCACGAGCAGCAAUGACUCCGACACCACCGACAGUCAGGUGACGUCGUGGUCCAGGUCAUCCAAAAAUACGGGCACCAGCAGCACAUGGGUCCGCCACCAGCACAAGAAACCAUCAGAGGUAUUUCGUACCGACUUCAUCACGGCCAUGAAGCUGCCGGACUCGGCUCAGCUCGGCCCGGACGACUUCUACGUGCUCUCUGACCCAUGGAGACAAGAAUGGGAGAAGGGGGUACAGGUCCCUGCCAGCCUUGAGGCCAUACCAGAGCCUGUGGUCAGGUUGCUGCCAGAGUCAGCAGGCGGUUUGUUCAACAACAGGCAGGAGAGGGAGAGCAGCACCCAGUCUCCUCCCACCCAGCGCUACAGCUGCUAUGACCUGGAUGACCUGGACGUUGCCUGGCUGGAGCUGGUGAACCACGAGUUCAGACAGAUGGCGUUACCAGAGCUGGAUGAGCUGACGAUGGAGUGCGUUCUCGUCGAGCUGGAAAGCGUGUGCGAUGAAAAGAUGCGGCAGGCCAUCGAGACGGAGGAAGGCUUGGGCAUCGAGUACGACGAGGACGUGGUGUGCGACGUCUGUCGCUCGCCGGAGGGAGAGGACGGCAACGAGAUGGUCUUCUGCGACAAGUGUAACGUUUGCGUUCAUCAGGCGUGUUAUGGCAUCCUGAAGGUACCCCAGGGAAACUGGCUGUGUCGGACCUGCGCUCUGGGCGUCCAGCCCAAAUGUCUGCUCUGCCCCAAGAGAGGGGGGGCCCUGAAGCCCACCCGCAGUGGAACCAAGUGGGUCCACGUCAGCUGUGCCUUAUGGAUCCCAGAGGUGAGUAUAGGCUGUCCAGAGAAGAUGGAGCCCAUUACCAAGGUGUCCCACAUCCCCGCCAGCCGCUGGGCUCUGUCCUGCAGCCUGUGUCGAGAACACACAGGAACCUGCAUACAGUGCUCCAUGCCCUCCUGUAUUGUGGCCUUCCAUGUGACGUGCGCCUUCGACCACGGCCUGGAGAUGAGGACCAUCCUGGCAGAGAAUGACGAGGUGCGCUUCAAGUCCUUCUGCCUGGAGCACAGCUGCACCGCCAGCAACAGUGGUACAACAACCAUCAACAACACCUGCAGUUUGGCCAUUGUGAACAACAGCAACCACACCACCACCUCCACCACCAACGCAGCACACGGCCCAGCCAGACCUGACUGGGCCACCACCGGUGUCAGCUCUGAGCUCCGGCUCGACCAGCAGCACCAGCCAAACAGCAGCAGUGAACCGGAGCAGAGGUCUGUAUUGUACCCGGUUUCAGUGUCGGCAUCAGAGCGAGCUGAGCGGGACCAGCUGGAGAGAGAGAAGGUGAGCCAGAGGAAACAGAAGUUACAGGAGCUCGAGGACGAGUUUUACAUACUGGUGGAUCCCAGGGAAGUGGCCGAAAACCUGGCGCUGCCUGUCUCCCAGGUGGACUUCUUGUAUCAGUUCUGGAAGUUGAAGAGGAAGGCCAACUUUAAUCGACCUCUGGUGACAUUAAAGAGGGAUGAGGUGGACAACCUGGCCCAGCAGGAGCAGGAUGUCCUUUACAGACGCCUCAAACUCUUCACACACCUCCGACAAGACCUAGAGAGGGUGCGUAACCUGUGCUACAUGGUGACACUAAGGGAGUAAAUGAAACACACUCUGUGUGACCUCCAGGAGAAGAUCUUCGACCUACAGAUACAACUAUUGGAGGAGGACAUUGCUGGAGAGAAAACCCAGAAGGGAGAAAAGAGGAAGCAGAAUGGAGUGAAGGAGAAAGGGAAGGAGAGGAGGAAGAGUAGUCCUGAGAAGAAAAAGGAGAGAUUGAAGUCAGAGAACGGCUCCCUGCUAAAAGAGCUAGGUUUGUCAAAGUCCUUCCCAUUGGACAACUCUCUGUUCGACAGCUGGCUCGCGCAGUCGGUUCAGAUCACCGCUGAUGACAUGCUGAGCCAGUGGGCCCUGGGUGCCCAACAUCGGGACAAGAGCGGCAGCCUGCUCUCCGACCAGCUCCUGCAAGGCGAGGAAAGCUUGCUAAACCUUAUGAUGGAGAACUCCAUGCAGUCUACCUGGAAAACACCCCAGCUGGGCCGCAAACCGCGAGGGAGCAACAAGCCCCGUGCUCGUGGACACCCGCAAUCCACCAGCCCCACCCAGCCCCAGACACUCCUGUCUGCAGCGGCUGCCUCCGCCGCCUGCAGCCCCUCCACUGCAAAGAGCCUUUGGGCGAGUGUCGCGGAGGAAAAGCCCAGCCAUGUGGGCCGCAAAGGGGAAAGGUCCAGGGGCGCCUCCAAAGCCCUGCACCACCACCUUCAUCACCACCAGACCAGGAGCUCUGACCUGCACAGGGACCCUCCGCCGCAGCCACCGAUCUCCAAAAUGGAUUCUUGUCAUAUCUCAGAGGACCCCGGCUGGGACAGCAUCCACACAGGGAAUGGUGUUGCAUCAGGGGCUGGAUCUGGUUUCACUGCAAGCUCAUCUCCACUCCCGGCCUCAAGCCCUGGGGUCACAGUGCCUGACACAGGGGCGAUCCUCCGUGGCGGGGCCCCGCGGCUCCGUCUGUCCCGCCAGGGGAAAUCCAGAGGGAGGGGCUUCAGUGGAGGUGGAAGCAUAACAGGGCUGGAGUCUGUGGACCUACCACUCACAGGAAAGGACACGUCCCUGCUGGACGCUGCCGAGACUGACGGGUACUUCUCUGAUGGCGAGCAGAGUGAUACGGACACACGCUCUGGCGGACGCAAACUCCGCUUGCCACAGUUGCAUUCUGGGAACGAGGACCUGCUGAGAAGGAGCGUGCUGGCGUCCUAAAGCACUGAGACUCCCACUAACACACAAACACACACACACACAGUUAUCCAAGCAGAGUCCCGCUGGCUAAUUGUUUCUCCAUCUGUGCCCAGAAUACAGUCUACAAAACAUGGCUGUUUGGCUUUGUUCAACCAAAUCCCUGUCACAUUUACGUGGAAAAUCUCUUCAGCUCUUACCUGCUUUGUUUUGGGGUGAAUUUGAAUGUAGCUGUUUGUCUGUCGUACAGUAAAGCUUCUACACCGGACCGUAGUUUGUCGUUAGCUUACCACAAGAUGCGAUACGUUCAACAAAUAGGAAACAAACAUUACCUUUAGUCUUUCUCUUGUUUUGUAUUUCAGAUUGAUUUUGUUUCUGGGUGUUGAAGUACCCAUUUCUGGCCUCAUUGUGGUAUCUGCCAGACUUGGGAACAAACACUUUGGGGCAUUAUUGUUAUUAUUCAAGCUGGUUUCAGGGUCUGCUUUGCUCUUGGUCUUUAUGGCCUGAGAUGCAUCCAAUGAGUCCUUGUUUUCUUGAAUAUGUUCAGUGGAAAGACAAUUUCACACCAGAGCUGGUCUGAAUAUGUACAGAUGGUGACAUGGGACAACAUGUAUUCAGCCUUGAAAAGCACAACUAGCUAGUCGAAAGAGCUGUAAUGUAAGCACUCGUGUGUGUAUAAUAGAUGCUCAUCCGGGGUUGGGGUCAAUUUUCAUCAUGUUGACUCAGUUGUAAAAUGUACACUAAAACCGCCAUUCUCCAAUUUAUCUGCAAAAAAAAAAAAAAAGACCAAAAAAAAGAUUUCCAGCUUCUCCAGUUUUUGAAUAGCCAGUUUAUUGACCCCAACCCUGGUGUUCAUUCAGAUUGUCACACAGAGACACAAACACAGACAUACUGACACACAUACUACUAUAAGCAAAUCCCUUUUGCUCACAUCAUAGCCGUUCAAAUUAUUUGAUCUGACUGUUGUCAGCUGCUUUCAAAUUCUUCCUAAUUCUGAGUUCUUUGGGGUUUUUUUAUUUUAUUUUUUUUAGUCUGAAUGCUUGGAGAAAAUUCAUCGUAGAAACUCUGUGCCUUCUGUCGCUUGCCCUGCGCCCCUACACCUCCUUAACCCCCCUUGCCCCUCAACCUUAUCACUCAACCAAACAAUCAGUAAGAAGAUCAAUCAGUCGUUUUCUCAAUCGGAUUUGUAACAAUCAAACCAAAAGGAAAUCCCGUUGGAUUGGUUACUGAGUGUGGCCAGCAUUGGGCUCCUUGUCACCUUAACAAUUUUCUAGUGCCUGAAACAAGGAUGUAAAUGCAGCAUUUGCCAUUAAUCAACAAAGCAUCUGCAACAGAUAGCAAAGCAGAGCCACACCAUACUAUUAGUGCAAAGAGCUGCCUACUGUUAUGUGCCCCCCACCAACUAGAUCGCUGCAGUCCAGAGCCAUCGAUAAACAGAGUUUGGCCAGGUUACACUGUGAUCACAACAAUAGAUACACAUGGAGAGGAAAAACAGAGGAAAUAAAACAUAAUCCUGCUAGCCAACUGCUUUUUAGAUUGGUGGUAAAACAACUUUGUAUUGUCAGUGGACAGGUCAGUGGUAUGACUUACUAAUGCUUCAAUAUUCAAGUUUCUUGUGUAAAAAUUGUCCUAAAUUUUGUGCUAAAUAACAAAUGUGUGCAAACAUACAAGAGCCUCCCUGUCACAGACUGUCCUCAUUGGACAUUUGACAAGAAUGUGACAAAAUAAUUGCUUUCAAAAGCUUUUUGGAACUUUCAACCACAACGCACAUGCGUAUUGGCUGGCUCAGGUGUCAUCGCAUGACCAAAGAUUGGAAAAACGUGUUUUAUGAGCAUGUUAGAAAUUACCAUUACAUAACUUGAAGAUCACUCAGACCUGACAUGUCUCGUUCAUAUAAAACAAUCACUGACUCACUGUGCUUGUUAACAUGAGCAUCCAGUGUGCAGUGUAUUCACAUCUUUGGAUUAUUUCUAGGCAGUGAAGCUGUUAAAAAGCUGUUAUUUCUGGUUACUAUAUGAGGCCACCAGGGUUCACAGUGCACCGUGCAGUUUUCAGGCAACACGCAUAAACAGAAAUGAGUUAGUUAUACUUUAUAUUACCCAUGUGUAUCUAUGCAAUUUAUGAUAUGAGUGUAAGAUGCCCAACACUGUUUUAUUCUGUUAAUCUCUAAGGCAGGUUACACGUUUGACAUGGACAGGCUCUGAUAACUGAUGGCUCUGCUGCACCUGUUCUCCUGUUAGAUGAAUGAUGAAAAUGUAAUAAUCAGCUUCAGAGGCCUGUGCUCUUAAGUUCUCGAAUUGAGUUGUUUGUAAAUUUGUUUUUUAAAAAGACUUUUUGUUGUUCUCUCAGAGAGUUGUAUUUUGUACUUAAAGCAGUCCAUGGUAUUCUCAGGGGUUAAAAAAUCUUUAAAAAAAGAAUAAAAGGCUAAAAAAUGUAUCGAAAAAGCGACGCAAGACAUAGAUACAUAUAUAUAUACAUACAUAUUUUAUAUCGUAUACUAUAUAUAUAUAUAUAUAUAUAUAUAUACACAAAGUGAUGUGUGUAUGUCUAGAAACUUCCUUAUUUGGCAAGCUUCGCUGUUUGAACUCCUACACGACUACUACUGAGCAUGUUCCUUCUCUCAGUAUGACCAUACAACCAUCAGCCCUGGGUUCAAUAGUCUCAACCAAUAAUUAAUUAACGCUUAUCCUCUUGUUUGAGUUACCAGAUGAAUAGGACAGGUCAGGUAAUAUUGGCUUGGUGGUCAACUACAAGGAAAUUCUCUCUUUUCAUUCUCUCAGCUUUCUUGCAGCUAAGACCUCACCCGUCUGAUUCAAAAUUAGGGUGAAAUAAAGUAACGUAGGUGAUUUUAAGGGCUGCUUGACCCAGGCCUGAUGAACAGACACUUAAAUAGAGGUGCAAGUCCAAUCUACUUCCUCUGUUUUUUUUCUGUAUGGACAGCUUCUCACCGGUCUUCUGAAGUGACCAUGCCAAAGAACAGAUCUGUGUAUCAAGGCAGCAUAUUUACAUCUUAUCUACACAAACACAAAUACACAUGCUCCGAAUCUGGUUUUCAAGAUGAAGAAUGUUAGAUAGGGGAGGUCAGAUGACCCUGCCAGCGCUGUCUAGGUCAGCUCAGUUUAAUCCAGAUCUCAACCUGGUUCGACCCAGCUCCAUAGGGUUUAGUCAAAUGUGCUGUGGUGUUAUGUGACCUCCUCCAAUGCAGGGGGCGCUGUUCAUUUUACCACCAUAAACACAACCUGAAAUCUUCUAGAUCUGCAUUCACAGGGGCUUCACAGAGGAAAAGCCUGUUGCCCACAGUAUGGGCUGGUGAUGGUUUGUUAAACAGACUCACACAUAUAAACCCCCUUCAGAAAAAGCCAAAUGCUGAACUGAACACACAACAUACAGCUCUCUCUCUCUCACACAAACACACACAUACACCAGAGCUGGUAUAACAGGGUUAUAAUGUAAAAGAUGACUAGUUUUUUAUGUAUAUGUGGUCCUGACUGCAUCAGGAAGUAUAAGCUUACUCAGAGUGAAAUGCCCCCUAACAACAGGAGAGUAUUAUUACUGGUGACAGCGCAGCAUCUCUGUCUCCUUAAUCCUUUAGGUGUAGCCAUCGUAGAAGAUUCACAUAAUAAGUCCUCCACUCAUCUCAUUUUCGCCAUAGAGAGGCAAAGUCUGGCCAAAACCCUCUUUUAAAAAUCAAGGGUUUGUGUGCAAAGUGUUGUCUGAAGGAGCUGCUGAUUUUGUAAAGCAGCAUAUAUAUAUACAGGACAGGUGGAGGAAUUUGAACUUCUACGUUGGCUACCGUUAUUACAACCCCCAUGGAAACUGACCAUAACAACACAUACGACAAUAACUGCAACAAAAGCUUGUGUUUUGAAGUGAGGAUGUGGUGAAGUAUCAAUACAGCCCACAGGAUCCUCCACCAGGUGGUUGUAACCAUUCAUGUGUUGCUAAGACAUAAAAAUGUAAUCUUGGUUUCAAUAUUCAAUGUUCGGAGUAGCCUGACUUUGUAGACAGUGGUAUUAGACAAGGCCUCACAUUUAUGGCCUUAACAUGUAGUAGCAAAUGCUAAGGCUGCACAGUGCUGGCAGGUGGAAAAAAAAAAGAAAUCACUUUUUCUUUUGGCUGAAUUUCCUCUACAGAAAGUUGUGGAGGUAGUUAGGUGAGUUGCUGUUUCUCAACCCAAGAAUAGCACCGUAGUACCUUGUCAGGCAAAUUGCAGUUUAGAUGUUUUUUUCUUCUUGAUACUGUGCAGCCUUGGUAUACACAAACUGGUUAUUAUUCUAUAUUUACAGUGUGGCUUCAAUGCCCUCUCCUUCCGCUUCGUAGAUACUGUAGACUGGACUCUUUUGCAGGUUCUUUUUUAUCAAUAUCCACUAGAAUACAACUUCAAAGCAUCACUGUCCUCUGUGUGGUACGCUGGUGUGGGUGUUGGCUCACAGCCCAAAACGUGCUCUGAUGAUCUUUGAAUUUUGCAACUCUUGUCAGGUCAGAUAUAUCCGCAUGAUCCAGAUUAGAAAUUUUGUUUCUUCUCUGGGUUUAAUUUGGUAUAUCGGUCAUGGAAUUUAAAUUUUUUUAGCCUCAGAUUAAAUCAUCAGUGUUGAUAUCAGCAGAAGAUCUGGUGGAAGUUCUUCUGUGCAAGCUCGCCAUUUAGACUGCAUGGUUAAGACAUUAUGUAUAAUGGAUUAAUAUACAACCAUACAGUUUUCUAAGUGGUGAGCAUGUGUGAAAGCAAAAUCCUCUUCCCCUGGAGUUGGCGUGAAUGCUACACCACAGAAAUAAGCUGGAGGGCAUUGUGUACGUAAUGGCAGGUCGGAUACACACCUACACACAGCGGUGCAUUCCACCUAGACUUCUGCUGAAAAGCUGGUUUAAGGCCAAUACUGAUUGCUGCAGGCAUUUGGAACCUCUCCUAUAAUUCGCACAGCUGCUGUCUACUGUACCGACACUGUUGUAAAACCCAUUGGAAAGACAUCACUGCACCAGUAGGGCUGGGUUCCUCAGAACCUCAGCUGAGCAAAGAUCAUGUUUAAAGCUAUUUAUUAGCAGGGAGGCAAGUUAGGAAUAUCCAGCAAAAAAAAACACUUGUAAAUUGUGUUGUACAAGCCAAGUUGAUUUGAACAGAAGAAAGUGCUGCACCUACUGGAUGGAAAAGUUUAAUUUCUGAAAUUUUAAGACAAAGAUGAAUUGUUGCCCUGAGGUGGUUUUGAGGAACCAGAAGGACACCGGGAUGCUGUUAAUAGGAUGUCUCUCUUCCUCUGUGGUUGCUCCUUCAUCCAAUAAGAAAGUGGUUUGAGGCUGUCCUAAGGUCAGUAAAACCAGGGUUGGAAAAUGCUCUAGAUACUUAAGUGAUGAUAAAUUUAAUUUGAUGCCUCAGCUUCUCUCGCAGGCCACAUUUUUUUCUCCACAAAAUGAGCAUUUAUUUAAACAAGCCUGGGAACACAAAAUGCCUGCUAGGCUCAAGUGAAAGCAGUUAUUAUCUCUGUAACAAAGAUGAGGGAGAUUACCGACAACAUAGCUUGUUGCAGACGUUUUUUAGAAUGUAUCUAGAACUGAAAUCUCGACCAAAGGAAGUGUCGGUGUUUAAUGAUUUGGUCAUGCUGACUGACCCGAUGACUGCCUAGUGCUUCCUGUUCCUGAUAUCAUUGUCUAAUCCUUGCUUUACUGUCCUACGCCAGCCAUACAAACCCACCCACCUACCUACUGGCGUACCAUUGGAGUUUAUACACAUCUACAAUAAUGUAUAAUACUGUUCAAAUACUACUACUAGAAACAUUUUCAUUUUCCGUGUUUUGAAAAGCCUUUGGAAGCUGUUUUUUUCUUUUAUAACGCUUUAGCUGGCCGCUUUGGCUCGUAUCAAACUAGAAAGCUGACUCAUUAUCUGCUUCCUCUGUUUUUACUGGCGCUUUGCUCUCCUCUCCGUUACAGCAAAGUUAUGGCUUCAAGGUUUCAAUAUCCACAACCCAGACACACUGCACAGAUUGGAGGUUUAGUCAUACAAACUAAGCUGCUGUGGAGGCAGAAACAAGCUCAGUUGUCAAGUUAAGUCUAAAUUGGUGGAGUCAAAGAACCACAGUGAUUUGAAUCCGAGGGCCUUUUCUCAUUCAUUCAUGAUCUUGCGGGGUAUAAUUGGCAGACCAAGAUCAAUACAAGCAACAGCAGUGCAGUCAGUCUGAACUUGGAAGGUCAAUUAGGCGAACUAGAUAAAUAAAAGCUUUGCCAUAUGUGAGAAAAUGCCUGGGCUACAUCUUGUUUUGACAAAUAAAAGCAGAUCACUAGAGCUCAUAGUCAAUCAAGAGAAAACCAUUCUGCAGCUGCUUUGAAAUACUGCAACUCCAGUAUCUCAAAUGUGAGGAUUUGAUGCUGCUCUUUUCAUACACGAUAGUAAAAAAAAAAAAAAAGCUUUGGGCUUUGGACUAUUGAAUGGACAAACAAUACAUUUGAACUUUAAAAAAUAUUUUCUAGACCAAACUAUUAAUUGACAAUGAAAAUAAUCAGUAGUUGCAGCCCUACAGAUUGAGUAGAGUUUGUAUUAUUGUAUUUUGGGGGGAUUUUAUACCUUUACUGGAUAGCAACAGGGGAGCGAUUACAGGAAAUGAAAGAAGUACGAGGUGGGGAAUGACAUUACAUUCAACAAAAGUCUCAGGCUGGACAUGAAACAGGGAUGUUGUGGUUUGUGGUUGGUAACGAUACUUCCUAAACCAAAUUAAGAAAUACAUAAAUCACAUUAAGCCUGCAACCAGACUGCUAAGGUUGUCAAUCUGUCAUUGUUUUUUCAAUUAAUCUCUUGGUCUAUGAAAUGUAAAAAAAAAAAAAAAAAAAGUUUUGAGAUAUAUUAUAUAUACAUUCACUUUAAAAUUCUGUAAAACACUGGGUAAGCAACUGUAAUGAUAAAUUGAUGAUAUAAAUUGUUGGUGAGUUUCUUUACCUCAACUUAUUGAUUGACCAACUGAUUGUCUCACAUGACUCACUGCCAUCCUGAGAAGUUACACCUUUCUCAACUUUUGAAAGCACUCAGCCAACCAAAAAACACCAAGGAGCGCAGAUGUGUAUUUUCAUGUAAAACUUAACCUGAAGAAGCACACGUCCUAAUAGCUCCCCUCAUCUAUUUCUUACUCUUUGCCUUUCCAGUGGGCUUCAGUCCAACAUCCCUUAGCCAGAAACACUCUUUGGCUCCACCCACUGAGGUUCAACACAAACAGUGAGAUUACAUCUGCCUCCAGAGCAGCUCCAAAAAAAGCAAUUUUAAAACUAAAGCUCCCAUCUGCACAAACUGCUCACCUUAUUCUGCGUCCACCAUCCAACAUCUUCCUCUUCCCUGCAUACUUUCCUCCCUCCCACCACCAGCAAAGUCCCCUCUUAUCCUCCAACCUAAAUCCCUAACCCCCCUCCCCCAUCCUGUUCCUCCUCCCCCUCACCUGUCCGGUGAUCAGCCACCUUGGCCGGCACGUGGCUCUAUUCAGAAAUCGCUUUGGAAUCAUAGGACGAUCAAAAAAAAAGAAGAGAAAUAAACAUAAAAGAAGAAAAACGGAUCUCUGUAGCUUUAAGGACAAAUAAUGACAGGCACGUGUUGUGUAAGUACGUGUGAGGAGGGGAAAACGUUGCUAUGCUCUGGCCUGGAGAGAGAGAGAGCGAGGGAGGAGGAGGAGAAAUGAAUAGAAAGAAAGAGAGGAGAGGAGGGAGACGUUUACUGAACCGGAGCCAGAGAAGCAGACAGAGAAAGAGUACAACUUGUUCUUUCCCCUGCGUUCUGUUUGCAGCCUGUCCGCACAGUCAAGUUAACAAGCAGCUAAUAUAAACACCACCAGGCCCUUCCCUUCUCCUUGCCCUCUCGCCUCCUCAUCUCUCUCUCUCUCUCUCUCUCUCUCGCUCUCUCUCUCUUUGUCUCUUUAUACUUUCUUGGCUCUCUCUCUCUCUCUGUGUACAGCUGGGUUUCCAUCCAUGUAUUUCCUUUACAAACUGUAACAAUCGAAUCAGGAAAGCAAAACGGGAACUGGUCAAAUUUGCAUUAAAUGGAGUCUGAGUCCGGAAAACAAGUCAGUUUUGUGGCAGAUUUUCUUAUUGAUAUAUUUUUGGUUAGUUGAUGCUUUUAUUUGUAUUCGUAUUAAAGCAUCAAUUUGGUUACCGAUAAUGAACAAGUCCUGCAAAAGAUAAGACUGCCGAUAUUCUAUAUCUUUCUUGCUGUCAAAAAAUCCCAUAAAAAAACCAAAACCAAAACUGUAUUGAUUUUACUAACAAGUAGGACCAAGUUGUAUCCAAAGCCUGAUAUAUCUUAUUACUCUGUAGCACAUACCUCCAUUAUUGUCCAAAAACAGUCACGCUGUUGCAUUGACAUGUUCCUUCAUUACCAUGGACACAGCCACUAUAGUUAAACUCAUUCCCACCUAUACCGUCCUGCUGCUGUAAAUACCAAAUGUGUAUUAAUCCACAGGUGAAAAUAGUCCCUAAGAAAUGCACUAUUUACUCAAUUUUGAGUCACGUUUGCUAAAAAACUUUUUUUUUUAAAUGAAAUGAUAUAUUUGUGUUUUUUUUAACUAAUAUUGUAUGUAAUUUACUUCAGUGGGAACAAUUGGUCUUGUGGCUAGUGAAUUUUUGUUUUACACAAUGCAUAAAGUGUCUGCAUCAUUCAGUCUGUCUCUACCUGCUGGGUUGCUUAUGCUAGCUAGCGGCUGUCUGCAGAUAUCAAGCUGAUGUCCGGAAACACAAAGCGGACCUUUCAGCUCUAUCUGUACCGAAACUGAUUAUUAAAGUGGCUGUCUGUUUUAUACUUAGUUGAAGCAUUUACUACUGACAGUCCAGCUAGCUGUGUGUGUUUUAUUAUUCUUACUCAACUAUCUGGCAACCUAAAAACACACGUUUGGUUUUGGUCUUUUCAUUUGAUUUGUUAACAGUAAGAAAAAUAUAGCCAGCAACCAGCUUCAUUCUUUAAAUGUCACAAACAUCCAGGUAAACCAUUUUUUGUUUUAGUUUUUUUGGAUUCUCUGUUCAUAAUCACAGUCUGUGGUUAUAUGUAUUUGUACUGAGACAUAAGCAUACAUUUAGUCAGCAUCAGCCAACAAUCCAGCCUUGAAAUUGAAUCCAUUUUUACACAAUUAUUGGCCAUUUAAUUCGAAGCCUGGAUGGAAACAUGGCCUGAGUCCCUUUUAUAGUUCCUCCCUCACAAUCUGACCAAUUUAUUCACCCUCCCUUUACAUCUGGUUUUACCAUUUGGCUCCUGGGAGGUUCAGACUCUGCUCAGACAUAUAUCACUGCGGACAAAUUGAGGUGUAAAUGCAACAGAGACACACUGAAGAUCAAUUUGGCCAAGGCUACCGUCCCUCACUGAUGGUCAAAGCAACAUUUGGUAACAUUAAAUUUAAGUUCAGCUGGGAACUAUACACAAAGUGUAAAUAUAACAAAAGGAUGCUGGUGGGAAUCUGUUUUAUGAAGAAAAGAGUGCUUUCAGCGCAGGCACUGGAGACACUUUACUUCCAGGUGUAAAUGUAAUCUAGAUAAAUCACGUCUAGACACAAUUUGAAUUUAAGAUGUAGGUUACGACCAUUUGUUAAGAGGCCCUCUGUGCUGUAUUUCUGUCUCUGCUCUUUCUCCCACUCAUCAUUUCACCGCUCUGUCUCUGCUUUAUUUCUUUCUCCUGGUUUCUGUUAUUUUAUCCCAUUCUACACUGUUCGUCUUCGCUGCUUUUGUAAUCUGACUUCUUUUUCUCUUUCACACACACAGAACAAAUGUUUAUCUUCUUCUGAGGCAAAUAUGUAUUUGUCUCCACUGUCAGAUCUUUGAUACAUGCAGGAAAGGAAAUGUCUUUUGAUUACAUACAUUGGGGAAAAUGCAGUCCUUUAUUCUGAUAAUACAGCUUGUGUGUGUGUGUGUGGUUGCAGAAGGCAUGGGAAUAUAGUUUGUGUGUGCACAUGGUGAGGAAGAGACUCUGGGUUGAAUCUAGUUUACACUGUCCUGCAGGUCAGCUGUUCUCCAGUGAGGUGACCGAUCUUUUGCUCCAGUCUCCCUUUGUUACCUCCUUUUUUCCCUCCUCAUCCUCCUCUUCUCAUUUGGAGGGAUUAAGCUACAUCCACGUUUUUAAAAACAUUUAUUUAUGUAUUAAAAUAGUGCAAGUCUACCAACCAUUUCCAUGACAUAUAUACGUUAAAAUCUCCGUCCACACUUAAAAUCCUGAUAGGAAAAACAGCUAAAUCCCUUCUUCUUUGUCCCAUUUACUCUGCUAGUCCCCCCUGCUCUCUGUGACCACCUCUUGUGUGUUUUAAUACAGCCAAAUUCUCACCUUAGUUGUUCUCAUUAAACAUAUAAAAAUACACCCUUUUAGUUAGUUAGCUAUUUCUAAUUGAGACUAUGUGUCAUCUGUGAUAAUGGGCUAUAUAAAUAAAAUGUAGUUUCCAUACAUGCUUUUAAGUAACCAGCUUACAGUUGGCUUUCUCCAGAAAACCAAUUACAGAAAUUUUCCCAGUUACAUUUCUCAUGGAGGAAGACAGUUUGAAGGACAUGUAGACGCAUAACCGGUUUUCUAUUCAGAUUUUCACAUACAUGAUUACUGACUGUGUACUGUAUGUAUAUACACUGCAUAUAACAUUUGAUUUCCUGCCUCUUAUUUCUUUGAGUAACAUUUCUUGAGAUUCUUGAGUGCAUGUAAACUCAUUGACUUGACUCAUCAACCCUAUUUAUAUCAGUGAGUGGACUAAAUAUUAGAAUCACAUCUCAGUAUAACACAAUACUGUUAAACAGAAAAUAAUAUACAACCUUCAUAAUGAACAUAAAAUUGAAUUAAUGCCCCUUGAAAAGUUUAAAUAAAAUCUAAAAAUUAUAAUCUUUAUGAAGGUAGAAUUUAUUUCAGGACUUUUGUAUUAGACCAUUAGUUUUAGUCACUGUAGUAGUGUAUUUUCUGUUUCAGUUCAGAAAAUAGCGAUCACAGGUCAUAAAGUAACGUCAGUGUUAUGCAGUAACUUGUGCGCUGCUAUGCAGAUGAUCACAACGUUAUCUGACAAAAUCUGCACGAAUACAGCUUGAUGACAUUAGGUUUAUAGUAUAUAUUCACAUGAUGAGUGAUCACAGAGAGGGUUAGAGGCAACAUAAAAAGUUCUUAACUUUACUGCCACACAGUCCCUGACCGGGCUUAUGUCUUUGUUUUCCAAAAGCUCAGUUUUACCUUAUCUACAGUGUAACGCAAAGGCUUGCGUUUAUCCACUCUGGUGAUUGCUUUCAAAAAAAGUUUCAUUUUCAAUUUAGAAAAAUCUAGUGUGGACGAAGAGCCAACACGGAUUCCUAUGGAUGUUAACAUUUCUCUCUCUCUCCUCCCUAUUCAUAGUCAGCCUCUCUUUGGCUUACUUGCUCUCUUUAACUUUGUGUUGCUUUCUGUCUCCCACUCAGCUCAUGUCUCUCACACACUCCUUCUCCUCCCUUCUUUCUUUGUAUCUCUCCACAGUGGCAGGCAGUUUCUGACUCAUUAAUAAGAAAAAAAAUCUCGCUCCUCUCUCGACCUGCGAUUCACAAAGUUUUCUCCCUCAGGUUCAAAAUACAUUAUGAAACAAGAAUUCAGUGAAGGUUUGGUUUGCAAAAUUUCAGCAACUUUUUGUUAGAAA